Molecule: messenger RNA, 2757 nt
Organism: Budorcas taxicolor (takin)
Lineage: Eukaryota; Metazoa; Chordata; Mammalia; Artiodactyla; Bovidae
Gene: TMTC3
Product: transmembrane O-mannosyltransferase targeting cadherins 3
Exons: 13
Coding region: 1-2757 (918 amino acids)
Biological process (GO): protein O-linked glycosylation via mannose
Cellular component (GO): endoplasmic reticulum
Molecular function (GO): protein binding; mannosyltransferase activity
Source: RefSeq, a predicted model, not a curated record
AUGGAAAAGAUGGCUGAUAUUAACCUCAAAGAAGUAACCUUAAUAGUUGGUGUGGUUGCUGUUUGCUAUUGGAACAGCCUGUUUUGUGGUUUUGUUUUUGAUGAUGUUUCAGCAAUACUGGAUAAUAAAGACCUGCAUCCAUCUACACCUUUAAAAACUUUAUUUCAGAAUGAUUUCUGGGGGACCCCUAUGUCUGAAGAGAGAAGCCACAAGUCUUACCGUCCUUUAACAGUAUUGACAUUUCGCUUAAAUUAUCUGUUCAGUGAACUAACACCAAUGUCAUAUCAUCUCCUAAAUAUGAUUUUUCAUGCUGUGGUUAGUGUGAUAUUUCUUAAAGUCUGCAGACUUUUUCUGAAUAACCAGAGUAGUAUGAUUGCCUCUUUACUUUUUGCAGUGCACCCAAUACACACAGAAGCAGUAACAGGUGUUGUAGGAAGAGCAGAACUUCUGUCAUCUAUCUUUUUUCUAGCUGCAUUUUUGUCAUAUACUAAAUCAAAAGGACCAGAUAAUUCCAUAGUGUGGACUCCAAUUGCAUUGACAGUUUUUUUAGUGGCUGUUGCAACACUGUGUAAAGAACAAGGAAUAACAGUUGUGGGAAUUUGCUGUGUAUAUGAAGUAUUUAUUGCCCAAGGGUAUACUUUGCCAUUGUUAUGUACUACUGCUGGACAGCUUCUUCGUGGAAAGGGUAGUAUUCCAUUUUCUAUGCUGCAGACACUAAUAAAACUCAUUGUCUUGAUGUUCAGUACACUGUUACUUGUUGUGAUUAGAGUCCAGGUUAUUCAGUCGCAGCUUCCAGUGUUCACCAGGUUUGAUAACCCAGCUGCUGUAAGCCCAACUCCUACAAGGCAGCUAACUUUUAACUACCUGCUUCCUGUGAAUGCUUGGCUUCUAUUAAAUCCUUCAGAGCUCUGCUGUGAUUGGACCAUGGGAACAAUACCACUGAUAGAAUCAUUUCUAGAUGUUCGAAAUCUUGCCACAUUUAUUUUUUUUUGCUUUUUGGGAGCUUUGGGAGUAUUUAGUCUCAGAUAUCCUAGUAAUUCCUCCAAGACUGUUUUAAUGGCACUUUGUUUAAUGGCAUUACCAUUUAUUCCUGCAUCAAAUCUUUUUUUCCCAGUUGGAUUUGUUGUUGCUGAGCGAGUACUAUAUGUUCCUAGCAUGGGGUUCUGUAUUUUGGUAGCCCAUGGAUGGCAGAAAAUAUCAAACAAAAGUGUGUUUAAAAAGUUAUCCUGGGUUUGUCUAUCUUUGGUGAUACUCACUCAUGCCUUAAAAACACUCCACAGGAAUUGGGAUUGGGAGUCUGAAUAUACGCUGUUUAUGUCAGCCUUGAAGGUAAAUAAAAAUAAUGCCAAAUUAUGGAAUAAUGUGGGUCAUGCUCUGGAAAAUGAAAAAAACUUUGAGAGAGCUUUGAAAUACUUCUUACAGGCUACGCAUGUUCAGCCAGAUGAUAUUGGUGCCCACAUGAAUGUAGGAAGAACUUACAAAAAUUUAAAUAGAACCAAAGAAGCUGAAGAAUCUUAUAUGACAGCUAAGUCGCUGAUGCCUCAAAUUAUUCCUGGUAAAAAAUACGCAGCCAGAAUUGCACCUAACCAUUUAAAUGUUUAUAUUAAUCUGGCCAACCUGAUCCGAGCAAAUGAGUCCCGACUGGAAGAAGCAGAUCAGCUGUACCGACAAGCAAUAAGCAUGAGGCCAGACUUCAAGCAGGCUUACAUUAGCAGAGGAGAAUUGCUUCUAAAAAUGAAUAAACCUAUCAAAGCAAAAGAAGCAUAUCUUAAAGCCCUAGAGCUGGACAGAAAUAAUGCAGAUCUUUGGUACAACUUGGCGAUUGUUCAUAUUGAACUUAAGGAACCAAAUGAGGCACUGAAAAACUUUAAUCAUGCUUUAGAACUAAAUCCAAAGCAUAAACUAGCAUUAUUCAAUUCUGCUAUCUUAAUGCAAGAAUCAGGAGAAGUUAGACUCAGACCUGAAGCUAGAAAACGACUUUUAAGCUAUAUAAAUGAAGAGCCACAAGAUGCUAAUGGUUAUUUCAAUUUGGGAAUGCUUGCCAUGGAUGACAAAAAGGACUCUGAAGCAGAGAUAUGGAUGAAGAAAGCCAUAAAAUUACAAGCUGACUUCAGAAGUGCUUUGUUUAAUCUGGCUCUCCUGUAUUCUCAGACUGCAAAGGAAUUAAUGGCUUUGCCAGUCUUGGAAGAAUUACUCAAAUACUAUCCUGAUCAUAUCAAGGGUCUCAUUUUAAAGGGAGACAUCCUGAUGAAUCAAAAGAAAGAUAUACAUGGAGCAAAAAAAUGUUUUGAAAAGAUUUUGGAGAUGGAUCCAAGCAAUGUGCAAGGAAAACACAAUCUCUGUGUUGUUUAUUUUGAAGAGAAGGACUUAUUAAAAGCUGAAAGAUGCCUGGUUGAAACAUUGGCGUUAGCACCACAUGAAGAAUAUAUUCAACGUCACUUGAAUAUAGUCAGGGAUAAAAUUUCUUCAUCUAGUUUUGUAGAACAACCUGUAUUCCCAGCUGGUAAGACUUCAGGUGUCGUUGGAGAUAAAAUUCCAACUGAAAAUGUAAAAGAAAUAAAAAGCGAGCCCAGACGUACCCAAAUAAUAAAAACAAAUGACAAUAAGAGUCAGUCUAAAGCCAGCAAACAAUUAGGAAGAAGUACAGACAAAGAAAUUCCCCACAAAACAACAAAAGAAAUCAAAGAAAUUGAAAAGAAAAGAGUUGCUGCUUUAAAAAGACUAGAAGAGAUUGAACGUAUUUUAAAUGGUGAAUAG